Molecule: messenger RNA, 432 nt
Organism: Fraxinus pennsylvanica
Lineage: Eukaryota; Viridiplantae; Streptophyta; Magnoliopsida; Lamiales; Oleaceae
Source: the annotation of a GenBank genome assembly
AUGGUUCCUCCCUACGGUGUGCCUCCUCGUGUGGAGGAAUGGUUCCUCUAUCAGAACCAAAGAUUACGGGCAGUUGAACUUAGGCAGGUUUUCAUGAGAUUGGGACCUACUUUUGUAAAAGUCGGCCAGAGCUUGUCCACCAGGCCGAAUUUGUGUCCACCCUCAUACCUCGAGGAGCUCUUCGAAUUGCAGGUGCCGUUUACUUUGAAUCAAAGAAUUUUGACCUGUGUCUGGAUAGAGUUUUUUGCUAGCAUGUUUGGAAUCUUCAUCGCCGUUAUUGUGAUGGAGAGGGAUGCUUUGCCAACUUUUCCAGAUGAAGAAGCAUUUACAUGUAUCGAGAGAGAGUUGGAACUUCCACUUGAUUCUGUUUAUUCAUCAAUAUCUGCUUCUCCAAUUGCUGCCGCCAGUUUAGGUCAAGUGUACAAAGCUUAG